Diachasma alloeum is the source of this 3645-nucleotide messenger RNA. RefSeq names its product protein ovarian tumor locus. NCBI's taxonomy places the organism in Eukaryota, Metazoa, Arthropoda, Insecta, Hymenoptera, Braconidae. The record is from RefSeq and is a predicted model, not a curated record. The transcript has 4 exons. Gene Ontology annotation, molecular function: cysteine-type deubiquitinase activity. Gene Ontology annotation, biological process: protein deubiquitination. Bases 228 to 3125 code for a protein of 965 amino acids.
UGACUGCCCGGCACGACGAUAAACAACCGAGACGUUACGCGGUGAAAAGCAGUCGACAAAAACUCUUGAAACAGUCAACACUCCCUUUGUUGUCAUUCUAACUAGUGUACGUGCGUUUGGUUGUCCUUCACUGCACGGACAAAAACUCUGUUUACACGAGUAAAGAUUUUCAUCAAAAUUGGACACCAUCGUGUGAUAAUAAUUAGACUGAAGGGGAGGUAGGAAAAAUGGACAUUUCACCUCGCAGCGGAUCUAAGAGGGCCCCGGAGCCGGUCGACGACUGGCUGAGGACUGAGGGAUAUUUCAGAAAGAAUGCACCUCACGAUGCAACGUGCUUGUUCAGGGCAGUCAGUGAGCAGAUUUAUUUGACUCAGUAUUAUCAUCUGAAAGUUAGAGAGCAGUGUGUGGCUUUUAUGAGGCAGAAUAAGGAGCUGUUUGAAGAGAACGUGAAAAUUCCUCUUGAUAAUUACCUGGAUCAACUCUCCUGUGUCACUGAAUGGGGAGGCAACGUUGAGAUGCAGGCAAUGGCUCAACUCUACAAACGAGACUUCAUGAUCUUCAAUGCUUCCAAGCUGGAACGAUACAAGGCGACUGACAAUGGAUUCACGAAAUUUAUUUACCUUUGUCAGAUGGGACCCAAGGUUUUUGAGAGCGUCUUCGAGAGGGAGGUCAUCUCCACCGCAGCUUUCUGUCAAUCUCUAAUGUACCAAACCCUCUACAAAGACGUCUUCGGCAUGUCCGGUAUCGACGACGUGGUCCAGAACAUGCUCCACGAGCGUUCCCCAAACAUGCGGCACACCAAGUUCUUCCUGAAGACCAACCUGGACAACCGCGACCAAUUGGCAACUGAGCUGCGCACCAAGAUGGACCCCGAGGACUCCGGCGAGUCCCCCCAGAGACCGAGGUCCGAGAAAGCCCCAUUCCCCUACCGUAUCGCCAAGGCCCUGGACCCCAACAUCUACCGAAACAUCGACUUCGACAUUUGGCACGAGCUUCGCAAAGAGGUUCGCUGUACUGGCUGGACUCGUUGGAACGACUCAGAGCUGCAGAUCGGAGCCAAAUGCCUGGUCCAGCUGGACAACGACAAGGAGAACAUCAACGAGACCAACAAUAACAAGACUCACCCCACAUCAGAUCCAAAUGGCAACCCCCAGGAGUCUCCAAACUCUGUAAAAAAAGUCCCAGCUCUGCUGAUCGGUCACAUCCAGGAGAUGAGCAAGGACAAUGGUCCAGUUGUGGUCUUCAUCGAGGAACUGGGUGAGAAAAAGACGGUUCCCUUCAAGUCCCUGAAGCCCCUCCUAGCCACUCGCAAGCCCCACCUCCCCCUGGGCGUAAUCAGCCCUCGAAAAAACCUCCCCCACGAUCACUCCCCCAAAUACAGAAACAAAUGGACCCAGUCCACCCGAAAGCCCAAGGAGUCCUACAACAACCUGGACAAUCUCAACAACAACGACUGCCAGGACCCCAAGAAGUCCCCCAACCCCGAUUGGGAGGACUCCACCUACCAGAAUCCCACAGUGAUCCUGAAGCCCUUCACCUCAGUCGACAACUACCACAACAACAACUUCGUGAACACAAUGGAGGUUCGACCAGUCUCAAUAGUCCUGGAUAAUCCCCAGCCCCUGAUGGCGACCCCCAACGACCCCAGGAUGGAAACGGAUGAGGUUAACAACAAGCCCUCAAUCUCCCCAGCCAACAACAACAAUCCAAUGAUCAAUAACAAUAACAUAUCCCAAAUGGAUAAUUACGAGAAGCUUCAGGGAGUUCAGGGCCAGGGCCACCCUCAGGGGCAGGGACAGGUCAACGAGAUUGUUAAUCCCCCUCCAGGGCUCAUGCACCCAAUGCAGACGACCCUGCCCUCCCCCAUACCGCCCCAGCAAGAGCCAUACUACACUCAAUCCCACUCGUUAACACCGAUCUACGCUCCAACCCCAAGUGUCAUGUGUGUCUCCUCCGAGGGGAUGUAUCCAGUCCAGUACUACGGACAGGACAAUGCACCGCCCCCAGGACAGGAUCGACCAUAUCGUCUGGUAAAUUUCACUGCAACUAUGAGCAAGGACGCCAAUGGGAGUGAUCUUCCUUUCUCCGAUCCAGUGACACUGAGAUUCUUCUACAAUCUUGGAAUUGAAUUCUUCAGAUGUGGAAACAUGUGGCCCCCAGGACCAGUGCCUUUUGCAUCAUCAGGACCUAUGAGUUAUGUGCCACCAAGUAAUGUUGUGCCAAUGGUGUCGCCUGUUGUUGCUGCUGAGGCCCCUCAGAGCAUUCAGACACCCCCGAGGAGGGAGGAGGAUGCAGUGAGGGCGGGCUACCAGGGGAAGAGGAGGAACGAUCAGGUGAGUGAUCAGAGGAGCUCUGGAAGGAACUCGGGGAUGAGCUCGGAGAGUCGUGGGAGUUUCAGGGGUAAUUAUCCUCGCAAGGAUCAGGGAUGCUUUCAGAGAGAUAAUGGAGGUAAUACCUCUUACGAGUAUCAGAAGGGAAAGGGUUUUGGGGGGGAGGAGAAGGAGGUCAGGGAGCAGAGGGACAUGAGGGACCAGAGGAAGAAUGGAAAUCGAUUUAAUAAUAACAACAGCAACAAGAAGGGCAAUGAUAAUCGUGGACGUAAUUUCGAGAGGAAUAACUCGUUCCAGGACUAUCAGAAGGGGAGGGAUGGCAACUUUAGGGGUGAUAAUCAGUCGUUCAGGAGGGCUCAGGCUGAUCAGCUGUCAGGGAGUGCUCAAGGACAUGUUCAGGGAACUGUUCAGGGAUCACCACAUGCUGGGGGUCAGCCGUUCCAGGGGAGUUAUCAGCAGCCUGUUUACAAUGAGGUUUAUUAUUCCAGUGAGGGACAGGGGUUUUAUCCACCCAGUGGUAAUUUUUAUCCGAUUGGAUUCUUGCCACAGCCGCAGGAACCUCCUGAGGGCGCUGGGAAUUAUGUGUGCUCUGGGGUGGAGAACUUUCAGCCACCGAUCUCACCGAUUUAUACUCAGUAUGUUUAUCCUCCUCCGGGGGUUUAUUCUGGUGUUACUCCUGCUGGGGGACAGGAGAACUGGUAUUCUGUUCAGGGGGCUCAGGGGUUUGUGCCUUAUCAAGUGCCGGUCACUCAACCACCACCUAAUUUGGGGAACAGACCACCGACGAGCUCGUAAGGGGUGGCGAACGGAAAAGUGGGGAUGUGAGGGUUUUUUGCUUUGAUGUUGUUUUUCCGGUGUUGUAGGGUGCACGUGAGAAAAAAAUUAGUAGAUGAACCUGGCGAAUUGGAUGGGCAAUUCGAUUGGAUUGGUAUUGAACUUUCUAUUAGAUUUUGGUCGAUUCUGUUGAGAUGUUCAAUGGAAAAUAUUCUGUAGAAAAAGUCAGUAGAAUUGGAUUUUUUCUACGCAAAUUAUUCUAUUGAGAUGUUUUCUACAGAAUUUCCUCGGUUCAAACUUUCCAAGUUGGUUUGCCUAGUUUCUUUUUGUUUCAUUUGCUUGAUGAAAAGAAAGGAAAAGUAGAAUUUAAAAAACUUGGAAAAUUUGAGAUGGGGAGAUUCUAUAAGAAUAUGUCAAUAGUAUAAUUUGAUCUCAGUAUCUCAACGAAACAAAUGUCUCAGUAGAAUAAUAGAAAAAUCGAGGUGUAUUAGCUCUUUCUAUAGAAUAUUUUCCAUUGAACAUUUCAAUAGAAUCGGCCAAA